AUGGCAAACUUUUCGCGCUGCAGUAUUCGUUGUCAUGUCCCACUACAUAGCUUCUCCGUUUCCCUUCAGGUCUUCAGCAAAAGAGCCGACAGUGACGAUGGCGUGCAGGAGACCUUCGGUCCUUCACUUCUGUCGUCAGCACCGAAGCAGUUGGUUUCGUCAGGUGUUUCUUAUGUGAAGCUUCAGCCGAGUAAAGACUUGGCGAUUCUCGCGUCUACUUCGGAUGAAAACAUUCAAGCAGUCAAGACUCUCGCAAAUGCAUUGGGCCACCGCUGGCGGUUCAUAGGACGAUACCGAACGCCUCGGUUUUCUCCUGCUGUUCGACUGGUCGACAGAACCGUCCCCCAUUGCAGUCUCGAGAGUCGCGUCACAGCACAGGACGCCGUCAGUGGAAGCUACAGCUGUGUAGAGGGAUCUCAAAAGGUAUUUGAGGGGAUGAGCAAAGAACCGCUUUUCGACCCCUUCGCGGUCACACCCCCAAAUGGGUGUUCGGCCACGUUCAAGUUCAUUGACGGUGUAAUGCAUGUAUUCUGGGACCCUGAAAAAGAGACGGGGGACCCGCCGCUGCUGUGGAGCUCCAAUUUAAUCCCAACUGUUAGAGAAUACCUCGCUGCUUUGCAGGACGUGAUGAUAGCUGUUCAGGACCCAGCCUGCAAGACAUUUUGCUACAAGCGAAUCAAGUUUUUGGAGGGAAAGUUCAGUUUUCACCUGAUGUUUAACUCCAAUGCAGAGAUAGAAGAAACCAAAAACAACAAGCACAGAGACUUCUACAAUGUCCGAAAGGUCGACACGCAUGUCCACCAUUCCGCUUGCAUGCAUCAGAAGCAUUUGCUGCGCUUCAUCAGGAAAAAGUACAGGACGGAGGGGGACACGGUCGUAGUCACAGAAGGCGGCCAGGGUAUUACGUUAAAGGGCUUGUUUCAACAAGAACUGGGGUUUAGUGCAAGCGAAGCUUCAGUGGAUCACUUAAAUGUCCAUGCCCUCGGCCGGUUUUUGGCGGAAUUGACAAAGGAGGUUAUCGCAGACCUGGACGACCGGAAGUAG
This is a messenger RNA of Eimeria mitis, 1044 nucleotides long. Its product is annotated as adenosine monophosphate deaminase, putative. Gene Ontology annotation, biological process: IMP salvage; AMP metabolic process. The transcript has 7 exons. The record is from RefSeq and is a predicted model, not a curated record. Gene Ontology annotation, cellular component: cytosol. NCBI's taxonomy places the organism in Eukaryota, Apicomplexa, Conoidasida, Eucoccidiorida, Eimeriidae. Bases 1 to 1044 code for a protein of 347 amino acids. Gene Ontology annotation, molecular function: AMP deaminase activity.